This is a messenger RNA of Penicillium brasilianum, 5021 nucleotides long. The record is from the annotation of a GenBank genome assembly. NCBI's taxonomy places the organism in Eukaryota, Fungi, Ascomycota, Eurotiomycetes, Eurotiales, Aspergillaceae.
GCGGCCAGCUCGCCCCGAGGAGCUGUCGUCGGAGACGUCUUAGCCGCCCACGGCAUCAUCCAAGUCCCUCCUUUUUUGCAUACCCAAGCUUCUAUCUCACCCUUGUCCUCCUUGACUGCAAUCACCUUGGUGGAAAGGCUCUGGCUUCCCGUAGCCUCCUGCCCAUCAUGGCUCCGCAGGAUACCUUCUUCCGCUCGUCGGAAAUGAGCCUGACCCAGCUCUACAUCGCCAAUGAGAUCGGAAGAGAGGUCGUCAGUGCCCUGGGUGAGAUUGGGCAGAUCCAGUUCAGAGAUCUCAACCCGGACACCAAUGCUUUCCAACGAACGUUUACCAAGGAGAUUCGGCGCCUUGAUAAUGUUGAACGACAACUCCGCUACUUUCGUUCGCAGAUGGAGAAAGCUUCCAUCCCCAUGCGGCCUUCAACCGACUUCUCCGACACUUUGGCUGCUCCGUUAGCCUCGGAAAUUGACGAGCUGGCCGAGCGGAGUGAGAGUCUUGAGCAGCGCAUCGCAUCCUUGAACGACAGCUACGAGACCUUGAAGAAGCGUGAGGUCGAGCUUAGCGAAUGGCGUUGGGUUCUUCGUGAGGCGGGCGGUUUCUUUGAUCGGGCCCACACCCACACCGAGGACAUCCGCCAAUCCUUUGAUAAUGACGAAGCGCCCCUGCUUCGCGACGUCGAGCAACAUGCACCCCGCGGCGCAAAUGGAGACACCCAUGGCCAACAGAGCUUCUCGGAAAUGAACAUUGGCUUCGUCGCUGGUGUAAUUCCUCGAGACCGUAUUGGCGCCUUUGAACGUAUCCUCUGGCGAACGCUCCGUGGUAACCUUUACAUGAACCAGUCGGAGAUCCCCGAAGUGAUCAUUGACCCUACCAACAACGAAGAAAUCCACAAGAACGUGUUUGUGAUUUUUGCCCACGGCAAGAAUAUUCUCGCAAAGAUUCGCAAGAUCUCUGAAUCCCUGGGUGCUUCCCUGUACGGCGUGGAUGAGAACAGUGAGCUACGCCGGGAUCAGAUCCACGAGGUCAACACUCGCCUAGGUGACGUGGGAAACGUGCUGCGCAACACCAAGAGUACUUUGGAUGCGGAGCUCUCGCAGAUCGCUCGUUCUCUCGCGGCUUGGAUGAUCAUUGUCAAGAAAGAAAAGGCCGUUUACGAUACGCUGAACCGGUUCUCUUACGAUCAAGCUCGCAAGACAUUGAUUGCCGAGGCGUGGUGCCCCACAAACUCUCUCGCUCUCAUCAAGUCGACUCUGCAGGAUGUCAACGACCGCGCCGGUCUCUCUGUCCCUACUAUCGUUAACCAGAUCCGCACCAACAAAACCCCACCAACCUACGUUCGGACCAACAAGUUCACCGAGGCCUUCCAAACCAUUAUCAACUCGUAUGGUAUCCCAAAAUAUUCUGAGGUCAACCCCGGUCUAUACACGAUUGUCACGUUCCCCUUUUUGUUCGCCGUCAUGUUCGGUGACAUGGGUCACGGGUUCAUUAUGGCUUCGGCGGCUGCUGCAAUGAUCUUCUUUGAGAAGAAGCUGCUUCGUACUAAGCUUGACGAGUUGACAUACAUGGCCUUCUACGGUCGGUACAUCAUGUUGAUGAUGGGUCUUUUCUCCAUCUACACUGGUUUCAUUUACAACGAUAUUUUCUCCAAGGCUUUCAGCAUUUUCCCCAGUCAGUGGCAGUGGCCCGAGGAUAUCAAGGCUGGUCAGUCUGUUGAGGCUACUUUGAAAGAUGGCUACCGUUUCCCCAUCGGUCUGGAUUGGAACUGGCACGAGGCGGAGAACUCCUUGCUGUUCUCGAACAGUAUGAAGAUGAAAAUGAGUAUUCUGCUUGGUUGGUCCCACAUGACUUACGCACUGGUCCACCAGUACAUCAACGCCCGGCAUUUCAAGUCCAAGGUUGACGUUCUUGGCAACUUUGUUCCUGGAAUGCUGUUCUUCCAGUGUAUCUUCGGUUACCUAGCCCUCACGAUUCUGUACAAGUGGUCUGUGGACUGGCCUGCCAUCGGCCAAGACCCACCCAGUUUGCUGAACAUGCUUAUCUUCAUGUUCCUGAGGCCCGGUACUGUCGGGGAAAAGCUGUACAACCAUCAAGCCACUGUUCAAGUCUUGCUGCUCCUUAUCGCGGUCAUUCAGGUUCCCAUCAUGCUCUUCCUCAAGCCCUUCUGGUUGCGCUACGAACACAACCGUGCCCGCGCUCUGGGUUACCGGGGUCUCGGUGAGCAGUCCCGUGUCAGUGCUUUGGACGAUGAUGGUGAUAUGGACGGUGGAUUCGACGGUGCUCGCGAUAGCCUGGCCAGUGAUGGUGAGGGUGUCGCCAUGAUUGCCCAGAACAUUGACGAGGGCGAUGAGCAUGAAGAGUUUGACUUCAGCGACGUCAUGAUCCACCAGGUCAUUCACACGAUCGAGUUCUGCUUGAACUGUAUCUCGCACACUGCCUCGUACCUGCGUCUUUGGGCUUUGUCUUUGGCUCACCAGCAGCUCUCCAUCGUCUUGUGGGAUAUGACCAUCGGUACCGCCUUUGCCCAGGAGAGCCACGUCAUCCGAGUGAUCAUGAUCGUGAUCUGCACCUACAUGUUCCUUGUUCUGAGUGUCGCGGUGCUGGUCACCAUGGAAGGAGUAUCAGCCAUGCUUCACUCGCUUCGUCUACACUGGGUGGAGGCGAUGAGCAAGCAUUUCAUGGGUGAGGGUAUUCCUUUCGUGCCGUUCAGCUUCAAGACCCUGCUGGAAGAAGAUCCAGUGGAUUGAACCUGAGCGGUCGGUCUUGCAUUGCUUGGUUUCAUUCUUUUUUCUCUCCCUCGUUGUUGCUCUACUAGCAUCCCUGUGGGAUUGUCCUUCCUUUGGAUCUUUCUUGUCCCAUGUACUGUAAGAAGAUUAGAAUAUAUACGUUCUGAUAAGUGAGGGUACGGUAGACGUAGAGAUUGAGAAACUACUGGCAAAUGCGUAGUUUGAACAAAUCGUGGGCUUGGCCUAGAUAUGAAGAUUCGCUUGCAAAACAUCUGCAGCUAGUUAUCGUACUCAGUAUCGCAAUCGGUGUUCUUUACAGUAGAGGCACGACAAAGAUCUAGUUUAAUAAUUUUUUUUUUUUUUUCAUUUAUUUAAAACUCUUUAGGUACCAAGCCGAGAAUGGCAUGGAGAGAGUAAUCCGAAGGAGCUGCAAUGAACGGCAACCCCGAACGGACGUCAUCACUCAUGAGCUUCCGAGACAAGAUUGGCUCAGCAUGUCGAAAAGGUAAGAAUAUAGAGAAACGUGGAAUCAUAAGAAUAAAGCGGGUUCCAAUCACCCAAUACGAAACAAAGCGACUGAGCCGAGCGGUACGGUACCCAAGACCGAAAGGAGGAUAUCAAAUCAGGUCCCAGUGUCGAGAAAUCCAAAAAAAGGGAGUCAACAGAAACAAUGUCAGCAAAGCGCUUAGUUGUGGUGCUUGUUGUACAUGUCGAUGACCUUCUGGACCUCACCCUUGGAGCCGAGGAAGACACCGCUGCGGUCGUGAAUGUGUUCAGGACGAACCUCCAUCAACCGCUCCAUGCGCGAGUUCACAGCGAGACCGCCAGCGUUCUCGAACAGCAUCGCCAUGGGCGCACACUCGUACAGGAUGCGCAGCUUACCCUUGGGACUCUUUUUAUCCGCGGGAUAGGCAAAGAUACCACCGUACAGCAGGGUACGGUAAGCAUCAGCGACCAUGGAACCGAUGUAACGCGCGCUGUAGGGCUUCUGGCCCUCGCCGGGGUACUUGAGGCUGUGGAAGUAGGCAUUGCACCAGUCAUCCCAGUACAUGCUGUUACCCUCGUUGACGGAGUAGAUAGCCCGGGUCUCGGGGAGCUUCAUGUUGGGGUGAGUGAGGAUGAACUCGCCCAGCGAGUUCUCCAGGGUGAAGCCGUUAACGCCACCGCCGCGCAUAGUAAUAACUAAUUGCGCCGAGGCACCGUACAUCGUGAAACCGGAUGCGACGAGGGAAGUACCCGGGUGGAGGAGCUGCUCGGGGCCGACGGUCUUACCGGCGCCUAGGAUUUCGUCGGGGAGUUGGAAGACACCGAAGAUGGUGCCGACGGAAACACCGGCGUCUAGGUUGGAGGAACCGUCGAUGGGGUCGCAGACGACGGCGUAGCGGGCGUCUGGGUGCUCGUCGAAGGUGAUCACUUCUUCUUCCUCCUCGGAGACGAGGAUGCGGCAUUUGCCGGAGCCGCGCAUGGCGGAGAUGAAGAUGUCAUUGCCGAUCACGUCGAGCUUCUUCUGGUCGUCGCCGGUGGUGUUGGAGGAACCGGCCAGACCGGUGAGGUUGAUGAGGGAGGCGCGACGGAUGUAGUAGGCAAUGGACUUGAAGGAGAAUUGGAGGGCGUGGCAGAGGAGGGUGAAAUCUCCCGUGGCAUCGGGGUAUUUGGUCUGCUCUUCCGUGAAGAAGCGGGAGAGAGUGACGAUGUCGGUGUUGAUUUUCUCCUGGCCGACCGGCGAGGUAUUGGAUCCGUUGGCAGCCAUAUUGUAUGUAACUUUUGGUGCGAGGGGUUUGUGGGUUUUUUGGAGGAUCGAUGAGGAGCGUUAAAAAUGGCUUUUGUUGGAGAAUUGAGGGGUGAGGGGUGAUAAUGAUAUGCAGUACAGUAGGUGGGGGUGGACGCGGUUGUUAUCGGAGCGGGAAGUAUGCAGCGUAGCCUCGGCUUUGAAUUGCGAAAGAAGUCGACGGAGAGGAUGCAGAUACGAUUUUAAGUAGGGGCAGGGGCAGAGACGAGGUGGCAAGUUCGGGGUUUCCAGGCUCCAACCAAGGCAAGUAUGGAGAGUGGACCGAAACAACGUCAGGCAAGUAAACCGGGCAGAGCAGGCGAUUUUGUAGUCGAACAGGAUGAACAACCAGAGUCGACCUCGGCGGGGCCCGUUUUCGUCAUUCUUCCCCGCGUGACCAGAAACACUCCCCGCUCCGGUUUUCUCCUUGCCAGCAGAAGCAAUGGAAUUGGUAAAAAAAAAACCCUCAGGGAUUUCUGGAUGGAUAUUCUCUGGGUCUGCGCCGGAAUUGCCCGCUAUCGAGUUUUAUA